AGUGGAGAACAAAUCGAUUCGAACGUCGUUUCAGGCUCAGUGUGUAACAUACGAUAUUCGUGAGUGAAAGAAACCUAAUGAUGAGAAAGGGCUGAUGGAUUGAUGGCUACUCGUUCGUCGACCUCACGGAAGAUGCGUGAAAUCCGGAAGUUUAUCUAAGAAACCAAAAAAUAAAAUAAAAAGCAUAAUAGAAGGGAGCAAUGUUUAGUGCGACGUCGUCGUCGUUGGCGGUAUUGUUGUCGAGGCGGAAAAGGGGGCAGUGACUUCCUCGGGUUGCCAUGUCCGGCGUGUACGCCGGACUGGGUGUCGUGUUCGUGCUCGUGUUCUGGCCGCGGGUCACCGGGUUGCUGCGCGAUUUGUUCGCGGACGUGGCCCGUCGCCUGUGUCUGCUCCUCGACCGACUCCCCGAAACCCGGCCGUCCUGGCCUGACAAGAGUCCCGAUGGUGAAACGCUGCUUGCUGACCAACAAGUCCGUGUGGAGAAUGCCAAUAGUCAAGAAGAAAAGCUUUCUGAUCAGAUCAUCCCGUUGAAACUGAGUUAUGGCAGGGAAAAGAGCUAA
Notodromas monacha is the source of this 560-nucleotide messenger RNA. The record is from the annotation of a GenBank genome assembly. NCBI's taxonomy places the organism in Eukaryota, Metazoa, Arthropoda, Ostracoda, Podocopida, Cyprididae.